CUUUCCGCAGUCAAUCAGUCCUGGUUCGGUUUGGAAGUAGCACCACGCUCGACCCUAGCCGAUGCCCUCUUCGAAGACCUCUAGUUCCAGCGCCACCGACUCAGUUACACCGAAGCCGAAGCUCACAUCGAAUUAAGUCCCAGUCCCAUUACGCUGCCCACUAGUUCACUCUCAGUUUUAUUGUCGCCGCGCUCAUGACCGCCUUCUAAGCGCAGUCCGUUUCCCGCACUCUGUCUUGUUGCGUUAGGUGUAGUUCCGUAGUUCUGAUAGUUAGUUAGUUAGUUCCAAGAUGAAUUCCUAUAAUCUCCACGCGAGGCUCUUCGUGCUUUUCACCGGGUAUGUCGUGUGCCAAGCUGCGUCCCCCGGCUCACCUGUCACCAGUAAAAAUAUACCACCUUACAUUAAGCAAUGCAGAGAAGCAGACCCAAAAUUAUCAGAAUGUAUAAUACAAGCAGUGAACCAUCUGAGGCCAUAUUUAGUCAGAGGAAUUCCUGACAUCCAGUUGCCGUCCGUAGAGCCGUUCAGGAUGGAACCUUUCUCUUUAGCUCUGGCGACAGGUCCUGACGGAUACAAAAUAACGCUACGAGAUAUCGAUUUGCGAGGCGCCAGCAAUUUCACCAUCACUAAACUCAAGUUGUCACGAGGCUCACAACCUUUCGAGGCCAAAAUCCGAAUUCCUGCUCUAGUGAUGGACUCGCACUACUCGAGUAGCGGAGUGCUCAUAGUCAUACCGGCCAGCGGCAACGGAACUUUCCACGCUGAUUUCGGUGAUAUCUUGGCGACGGUGAAAGGAUACAUGUCGACGGUGAAAGAAGAGAGGACGAAGAGGGACUACUUCCACCUCGACAAAUUAGACCUAGAUCUCAAUAUCAAAAAGGCUCGCAUGUCUGUUAGUAAAGUUUUCAACAAUAACAAAAUUUUAGUUGAAGCUACUAACUUGUUCCUAGAGGCUAAUGGUCAGGAGGUGCUACAAGCCAUGAUGCCGCAACUAAGAGGGAAACUCAGCAACGUCUUCAAAGGAAUCGUCAACCAACUCCUGUCCAAUGUGCCUCGUGACGUCAUGGUCAUCUAAGACCUGAGGUGCAAUUUCCUAGACGUAAUUUCCCUGACAGCCUAGGCACAGCUGAAGUUUCCUUGUUCCCACCAUACGCGUGUGCUCGAAGGCUGUGGGGGCCACCCAGUGAUUUGGUCUCAGAAUUUGGGAUCAACUCACUAGUGCAGCAAUUUGAGUUGCUGUGAGGACUAAGAUCAAAAUUGCUUUCGGGAGAUGUUGUCUUCCAAAUAGCGACUAAACUUUGAUCAUGACUGUUUUUAAUUAAUAGUAAACUUAUUUAUGUAUUAAAUUAAGUUGAGAAAAUAAAGUCCUAAAACACAAAAAAA
Molecule: messenger RNA, 1380 nt
Organism: Bemisia tabaci
Lineage: Eukaryota; Metazoa; Arthropoda; Insecta; Hemiptera; Aleyrodidae
Product: protein takeout
Biological process (GO): multicellular organismal reproductive process
Source: RefSeq, a predicted model, not a curated record